Messenger RNA from Myxocyprinus asiaticus (Chinese sucker), 2456 nucleotides. RefSeq names its product DAB adaptor protein 2 (gene dab2). NCBI's taxonomy places the organism in Eukaryota, Metazoa, Chordata, Actinopteri, Cypriniformes, Catostomidae. Gene Ontology annotation, biological process: negative regulation of canonical Wnt signaling pathway; receptor-mediated endocytosis; positive regulation of endocytosis. Bases 284 to 2065 code for a protein of 593 amino acids. Gene Ontology annotation, cellular component: plasma membrane. The transcript is spliced from 14 exons. The record is from RefSeq and is a predicted model, not a curated record.
AGUCCGCAGCAGGAGCAGCUUGAGGAGGCUGAGGACCGCCCGUCUGGAGCAAGUUGGUGAUUUGGCUUCAGCACCCAUUCAAACUGGCCAUAGUGCUCAUCUGCACAAUUAUAGGUUUGCUAUCAGUGUUCCAGGUAUGGAGUUCAAGAAUGCAUAAUUGCGGCGCAGUGCUGAGAAUGUGUGGUUGCUGAAUAUCUUACCUGGUUGUCCUCUAUUUUUGUGCCUCUUUGGCUCAGUUUUGUCCUUUCUUUAGCUCUCAUUCUCCUGUAACAAAGCACCCAUAAUGUCACAGCCAUCUGAUGCUGAGCCCGUCAUAGUUGUACCUGCUGCCCCAGCAGAACCCACCACUGAACCAACAUACUCCACCUCAACACCUAUUGCACCUGCAACCAAGGCUGCAUUCUGGAGGGAGAGGAAAAAAGUCCCAGAGAAGACAGAUGACUUCCUGCUGGCCAGGUUUCAGGGUGAUGGAGUGAGGUAUAAAGCCAAGCUUAUUGGUGUGGAUGAUGUCCCAGAAGCCAGAGGGGAUAAAAUGUGUCAGGAUUCCAUGAUGAAACUAAAGGGCAUGGCAAUAGCUGCUCGUUCUCAAGGCAAGCACAAGCAAAGAAUCUGGGUGAACAUCUCUCUUACAGGAAUCAAAAUUGUGGAUGAGAAAACUGGGGUUAUAGAGCAUGAGCAUGUGGUGAAUAAGAUCUCAUUCAUCGCUCGUGAUGUCACUGAUAACCGGGCAUUUGGAUAUGUGUGCGGAGCAGAGAGACAGCACCAGUUCUUUGCUAUUAAGACCACUCAGCAGGCUGAGCCUCUGGUCACUGAUUUGAAGGACUUAUUUCAGCUGAUCUUCAACAUGAAGAAGAAAGAGGAGGAGGCUGCACUGAAGGGUGAAGCAAAUGGUUCAGCGAUCAAGAAUGGUAGUGAUACUUUACUCACCCUGGAUGACAAAGAAAAUGCUGUGACGACUGUGGAGCAGAUGAACCUGUUCGGAGAUAUGUCCACACCACCAGACAUUCACUCUCCUACGUCACCUGGAAAUGACCUGUUUGGAGCUGACCUCUUCGCUCCACCAACCCAGAAUGAGUCUCUUCCCUCAAACCAAAAUUCCUCCAUUCCAGCUGACCUAUUUAACGCCACACCAGACUCCACCAUCAAUGCACUUGGUUCAUUAUCUCUGGGCCCUGCUUCUGUCACUCAAACUCCUGGAACAGCCCCAUCUCCAUGGGGUCAGACACCCACAAUGUUUCCUCCUCAGGGUGUUGUUCCUCAAGUUAUAGUUCCAGGGGCACUGCCAAAACCUUUCCCUCAACCGUCUGCCUUCGAAGGCCUGCCUGCACCUUCAUGGGGGCCACAAGGAGCUUCACCUUUUGGUCCACCAGCUGCCACGCAAGCCUGGGGUCAACCAGGAACCACAGCACCUGUUGCGGCCUGGCACACCUCUGGUCCUAUGGCCAGCCCAUUCCAACCAAAUCAAUUCCCCACCAUGAUGCCUCCUAGUGCAAUGAUGGGCGGGCAGCAGGGUGCCUUGGUUCCCCCUCGUCCUCCACCCCGUCCCCCAGUGAAAGAAGAACCCCUAGCAGUCAAAAGUGCCUUUACAGCAUUGGACCCCCUUGGGGAGAAGAAAACAGGGAAAGACAUGUUCAAAGAUUUCCAGAUGGUCAAGCCCCAGAAAGCUGAACAAGGAACUGACCCAAGCACCAAUGGCUCCUUUGACCAGUACUUUUCCAGUAAGGUUGGCUUGGCUCAGGAGGUGGCAGACCAUGAUGACUUUGACAUUAACCAAAUCUCAGUUAGCUCAAAUGGGCCAUCCAAACUUGCUCCUCAGCAGUCCUUCCCUCAGGGUCUGGGUCUGACCCCGGCCCCAACAGCAGGGCUUUUCGAUGUUGCCUUCUCUACUAAUCCUGCCUCUGCAACUCCAAACCCAUCUCUUGCAGCAGGCUUGAACCUUUUUGAUGAAACUUUUGGAAAUGACCCUUUUGGUUCACCACCCCUGAAUACAAGCACUCCAGCCACUCAGUCUGCUGUGUCUGCAGAUGCUUUUGGAGAUCCUUUUGGGGAAAAUCCAUUUGCCUGAGAAGCUUCUUCUUAGCAAUUCUGUACAUUCCCACUGCUCUAGUGCUGCUGAACCAGAGGACCACACAAGCAAUGCAGAGUUGAUAUCUGCAUUCCACUUAAGACAAAAAAAGUGUGCACAUUAAAAUCUUUUUCUUGUAUUUUGUGCUCCACUGUUCUCAUUCCCAUUGUAUAUCUACUGUAACGUCCUCUCUUUCUGUGCCUUUAUAACUAAUCACAGAUCAGUCUUUCUCUCAAAACUCAAAGCAAAGCCAUUCAUCAAGGUAAUUGAAGUAGGGUUCUGUUAAGUGUGAUUAGAGGUACACUAUUUUUCUUUAUCCAAGUAUCCUAAGCAUUUAUGAAAAAAUAAAAUGCUUCAUCCAAAUGAUUUGUCAUUAAAGAAAAUGAAUUAU